UGGUUUUGGUUGUGGGACAUUGAGGUGUCACAGCCUGAUUAACUGAUACGAACCUGUUAUUGCUAAUAUAAGCACUGUGAAUCCCUUUCACUGUGGUUUGCUGCUAUCACAGUUAUCCCAAUAUAUUACUGAGCUGCCUUAUGAGAAAGUUUGGUGCUCUUGAGUACAACUUUAUCAUGGUCAUCUGCUUGUGGGGAGUUCUUAAGAACUGGCAUAAGGAUAACAUAAAUGCAUCAAUCUUGACUAGCUAAAUUCUCACUAUGCUUAUUAUGUUCUAAAACUAUAAUUGUCAUAUAAUAUCAGUGUUAUUGCAUAGGUUAAUUUGAGUGAGUCUCGGGUUUACAGUCCAGUUCCCCUGCUGAUGAAAGUUGCAUCCCAUCUGAGUACAACACUCCACCACAGCCAUUGCCACCACCACCUGCUAUCUCCAUCUCCACUGCCACCACCGUGCCAGCCAGGCCAGAGGCAUGGGAUCCUAAUGUUCAAGAUAAGUGAUUCCACUAUCUGUGGCCUGGCCAUGAACACUGUAGCCAUAAGUUCUGCACAUCAUAAAAGGCAGUUAAAAGGAUGUAUUUUAUCCCACAAUGAAACAAGAAUUUCAGGCUGAUGUAGAAUGAUAGAUUGACAAUACCUUAAAUAGUAAUUUAAUUCAGACUGAUUUAAUUCAGAUUAUGGUAAUCUUUUGAUCAAAGCAAAGUUCAAAUAAAAUUUUACCAAGUUGUGAUUAGUAAGAACCAAGUCCAGUUUUUGGCAGUGUUUAUUAUAAUUAAUUGUUUUUGAUGAUUAUAACUGUACACACUCCAUUGAGCAGAUGACCACAGCUUGUAACUGUGGAUGCUUACAGCCUGGUGAGGACUUUACUGCAGAUCACCGUGUUAUGUAGAGGAUCUUUUAAUUUUACACUUGCAACUAUUAGAGCUGCCUGCUGCUGACUGUCGAUUAUGAAAUUCUCUCUCUCUCUCUCUCUCUCUCUCUCUCUCUCUCUCUCUCUCUCUCUCUCUCUCUCUCUCUCUCUCUCUCUCUCUCUCUCUCUCUCUCUCUCUCUCUCUCUCUCUCUUCAUCUGGCACCACUACCAUUGUUAUUUAUCAUGUGUUACAAAGGAUAUGUUGUGGGUCACAUCCAUAUGCCUGUUAUAGAUGAUGGAAAUAAUUUAUUGUGUGUGUCACCAAAUUUGGGAGCAGUAGAACAUAUCCGCUAUCAGUGCAAGAAGUUACUGAUGUAGAUCCUUGCAAAUCAGGAAUUGCUUAUGAUUUCAUGAUGUAAAUAUUUAUGCUUGGAAAUUGAUCAACACAUCUCUUUAUUUUCAGGUCUAGAUUCAGAAGCAAUGAAGAUGAACCCAGGAGUGCCCCCUUAUAUGGUGUACCACAUACCCAUGAUGUAUGGAGGGUUUGGGGACUACAGCUACAACCCUCACUGGGUCUGUAGCAUUCCUGUGAUGCCUUCCCCUGCUACAGUAGAGGAGGGCAAGCAGACACCCUUGAUGCCAGGAACAGAUGGGUAUCAGCAGAUGGUGGCUGUUGGGGGCUGGGGACAGGGCAACCUGAGGGCAGAGACGGAGGGAAAGAUGGCCCACCUUUCCACCACCAUCACCCAUGGGGCCGGGGCCGUGGUGGACCCCAUCACCAAGGGAGGCACCACUAUGUUGCACAUCAGUACUCAAAUAAUCAUGGCAACAACUUUCAUGCAUGUCAUUGAAAAUCUGGACCUGUCCGGGCUGGUGAAGGACACUCAUUGGCAGUGGGUGGCAGUGACAGACUCUAGAGCAGUACAUCCUGCAGGACUGGGCCAUGAGGCCACUGAAGGACACCGCUCAUUCUGCAGGAAGAGAGUGGCUGUAAGGAGCAGUACAGGAGCCCAGAGAAGGAAUGUUGUGUGGGGGAGAGAGAGAGAGAGUGUGUGCCAAGGUGACACCACUCUCCACCUCAGCUGGGAACAUCACCUGCAACACCCUCUCAUCCCAGCCUCACCUAACAGCCAUCAGUCAUCAACUGCUGCCUUGUAUAUAAUAGUUUUCAUAUAACCUUCUGUCUUCUGUAUCUUGAAGUGAGUAAAGAAAAAAAAAAUGGAGUUGAUGUGGUUGGUCAUUGUCCUUGGGGAAAAAAAAUGGAAAAA
Molecule: messenger RNA, 2113 nt
Organism: Scylla paramamosain (green mud crab)
Lineage: Eukaryota; Metazoa; Arthropoda; Malacostraca; Decapoda; Portunidae
Exons: 6
Coding region: 1326-2021 (231 amino acids)
Source: RefSeq, a predicted model, not a curated record